Arachis duranensis is the source of this 512-nucleotide messenger RNA. Its product is annotated as protein transport protein Sec61 subunit gamma. The coding region runs from base 6 to 215 and encodes 69 amino acids. The transcript is spliced from 3 exons. Gene Ontology annotation, cellular component: Ssh1 translocon complex; membrane. The record is from RefSeq and is a predicted model, not a curated record. Lineage: Eukaryota; Viridiplantae; Streptophyta; Magnoliopsida; Fabales; Fabaceae. Gene Ontology annotation, biological process: post-translational protein targeting to membrane, translocation; protein targeting. Gene Ontology annotation, molecular function: transmembrane protein transporter activity.
AGAGAAUGGACGCCAUUGAUUCAGUGUUCGAUCCCCUCAGAGAGUUCGCCAAGGACAGCGUAAGGCUCGUCAAGCGUUGCCAUAAACCCGAUCGCAAAGAAUUCUCCAAGGUUGCUGUUCGUACUGCAAUCGGAUUCGUGGUUAUGGGAUUCGUUGGCUUCUUCGUCAAGCUCAUCUUCAUUCCCAUUAACAACAUCAUCGUCGGAUCUGGUUAGAGUUUGUAACAGCCGUUGCACGUCUUUGACAUUGGAAAGAGCAUCGGUGCCGCCAUAACUCAGGUAGAUAGGAAGGCUGUUCAGAAUUCUGGUCAUGUCAUACACCAGAGGAGUCGGCUGUCCAUAACAUCUUGUAUUCUCAUCUAUGUUCAUGUAAUCAAACGUUGCUAUUGUUCCUUGUCUGAUCACUGUGAUAACAAUAGGAUUAAAACUUAGUUUCAAUUCAUAUGAAGCAAAUUUUAGUUAUAAACAGCCCUUUCUAGCUGAAUUUUCAGAAUCUAAAAUUCCUUUUCGUCA